Molecule: messenger RNA, 1791 nt
Organism: Mytilus californianus (California mussel)
Lineage: Eukaryota; Metazoa; Mollusca; Bivalvia; Mytilida; Mytilidae
Product: glyoxal reductase-like
Exons: 7
Coding region: 101-958 (285 amino acids)
Molecular function (GO): oxidoreductase activity
Source: RefSeq, a predicted model, not a curated record
AGGUAAAUAAACUAUUACACAUACAACACAUGACAAGGUAAACACAUAAGCUACUGUUGCUCAGAAAAUUGAUACAUACAGAGAACCAAAACCCUACAUUAUGAGAAAAAGAAUGGUAUCAGUAGCUACAGAUAUAACAUCUAAGAUUACACUUAACGAUGGCUUGAGUAUGCCUCUGUUUGGACUUGGUGUGUGGCGAGCCUCACCGGGACCGGGUGGACAGACAGAACAAGCCGUAGAGUUCGCAUUACAGAAGGGAUAUCGAAUGAUAGACACGGCUGAAAUGUAUGAAAAUGAAGCCGAUGUAGGAAGAGAACUAAAGAAAUCCGGAUUAAACAGAGAAGAUGUUUUUCUUGUCACAAAGCUUAGUGAAAAUGGUUACGAUCGAUGCAAGAAAAUAUUCAAAGAAAGUUUGGAAAAGCUAGAUGUGCGGUAUAUAGAUCUUUACCUAGUACACUCACCAAAAAGUGGUAAAAUAAUCGAAACAUACAAAGCCAUGUUGGAACUGAAAGAACAAGGUCAUAUAAAAUCGGUAGGUGUAUCCAAUUUUGGUAUCCAACAUUUAGAGGGUAUAAAUUCUUAUGGACUCCCUGUACCAUCAGUUAAUCAGAUAGAACUACAUCCAUGGCAACAGAAACCAGAUAUAGUUAAAUACUGUAGAGACAAUAAUAUUGCAGUUAUGGGAUAUGCUCCUCUCGUCAAAGAACACAGAUUUGAUGACGAAACACUUUGUGAGAUUGCAAAAAGAAACAACAAAUCACCAGCACAAAUACUUAUUAGAUGGAGUUUACAACAUGGUUUCAUAACAAUUCCUAAAUCUGUACAAUCUGGUAGAAUAGAAGAAAAUAUGCUAGUAUUUGAUUGGUCAUUAAAUGACGAAGAUAUGGCAAUAUUAGAUAAUGAUCCAGACAAAUCCUGCAAACCAUGGAACCCCUGUGAUGUACCUUGGACAGGAUGAUAUCUUUUUAAGUCUGUUUUAUGAAAUAUUGUAUUUAUAUAUAAGCAUAUAACUAAAAGAUAAUAAACAGAUUGGCACUUUUACAAGUUAAACGUCCACACUCAGUACUGUAGCAAACACUCUAAACAUUAGGAUUUUCGUGACUAUUGUUGCAAUGAAAUACCGUAAUUUUCUAGUGAAAUAAAAACGGAUGAUUCACACGUGAAAUUACUCUGUAUUUACACACAUCCGACAUUAUAAAACAAUAGGGUUGACAAAACGUUUUCAAUCAAAAUGUAUCGAAAUAAAGUGAGAACGCACACUCAUCCGACGUUAUAGAACAAUAGCGUUAGUGGGAACGCGUAGAAAAGCAAAAAUUAAAUUUCCUGCCAACAUGCUUAAUAUGAAAGUCAAUCAUAAAAAAUCACUUAUUUACAUGAAAACACAAUUGAACUAGAUGUUUAAAAGAAAAAUCCUCUAAACACUCAAAUCUUAUCAAAGAAAACUUAAAUACUGACCUUUCUAGGAACAGACAUAAAAUGUGUUAAGAGUUAAACCAGUUCUAUAAUCCCCCUUGUCUUUAUUGAUUGUAAAUUAAAACAAAAGAUUAAAGAUAGCCAAUCAAACCGAAACCCGAAGUGAAAUUAUGUACCCUUGAAGGAUAAGCAGUAUCUUCCCCACAAGUGCAACCGUCGUGUUGUUUGUCGCAAGUAAAAACAUGUGCCUGUCCCAAACCAGGUGCCAGUGGUUCAGUGGUUGUCGUUGGUUGACGUCUGUCAUAUUUGUUUUCGUAAACUGAUUAAUUAUGAAUUAGGCCGUUAAUUUUCUCAAUUUAAUUAUUUCAUAUUUUUCAU